Messenger RNA from Cajanus cajan (pigeon pea), 4090 nucleotides. RefSeq names its product ARM repeat superfamily protein. Gene Ontology annotation, molecular function: small GTPase binding. Gene Ontology annotation, cellular component: nuclear envelope; cytosol. The record is from RefSeq and is a predicted model, not a curated record. NCBI's taxonomy places the organism in Eukaryota, Viridiplantae, Streptophyta, Magnoliopsida, Fabales, Fabaceae. Gene Ontology annotation, biological process: protein import into nucleus.
GUUACACUCGCACUCACACAUGACCUGAGCCCAUUACUGUUUUAGAGAGGCUAAUUAAAGAAAGAAUGGACCAAAAGGAAGAAAGAAAAAGCAAUCCGAGUUGGCAGAAAAGGGUGCAAAUGGCGCAGCUACGCUGUUUGGUCUGAAUCUGAAACGCUUAUGACGACGCCAUGGGUCCCAAUUAGCCUUCUCACUCCCAUUUUUGUUCUCUGCUAAUCGCUCUCUCCACACUCCCAACCCUUCCCUUCAACAAACUCUCUCUCUCAAACAUUAACACAAACACCUCGUCUUCUCUCUCUAUAUAUCUUCCAUUCGCAGUUAAAUCCUACUUAAACUAAAACACCGAUUUCACUCACUCAUUCACUCUUCGAAUCGAAUCGCAAAGAAAGAGACACUUCUCUUUCACCACCACCGCCACCCAUGGCGCUCACAGCUUCCGACGUGCCGGCGAUGUACUCGCUGCUCUCGAAUUCCAUGAGCGCCGAUCACCGCCUCCGCGGUCCGGCGGAGGAAGCGCUUGCGCAAUCGGAGUCCAGGCCCGGCUUCUGCUCCUGCCUCCUCGAAGUGAUUACGGCCAAGGAUUUGGCGCCGCAAACGGAUGUGCGCAUGAUGGCCACCGUCUAUUUCAAGAACAGCGUCAACCGCUACUGGCGCCAUCGCCGCGAUUCCUCGGGGAUUAGCAAUGAGGAGAAAAUGCACCUGAGGCAGAAAUUGUUGACGUACUUGAGAGAAGAGAACGAUCAGAUAGCUUUGAUGCUGGCAGUGCUCAUCUCCAAAAUUGCUCGCAUUGAUUAUCCAAAAGAAUGGCCAGACAUUUUUUUGGUCUUAUCCCAACAACUUCAAUCAGCAGAUGUUCUUGCCUCCCACCGAAUCUUUUUGAUUCUAUUUAGGACCUUAAAGGAGUUGUCCACAAAACGCCUUACAUCAGAUCAACGCAACUUUGCAGAGAUAUCAUCCCAUUUCUUUGAUUAUAGCUGGCGCCUUUGGCAAAGCGAUGUGCAGACAAUACUGCAUGGUUUCUCCUCUCUUUCUCAAAACUGUAAUUUAAAUGCUGAAGAUCAGCCUCAUGAACUUUAUCUUACAUGUGAGAGGUGGUUGUUAUGUUCAAAGAUUGUGCGGCAAUUAGUUAUUUCAGGAUUUCAAAGUGAUUCAAAGUGUUUUCAGGAGGUUCGACCAGUCAAGGAAGUCUCUCCUGUGUUCUUGAGUGCCAUUCAAUCACUCCUUCCAUACUAUUCGUCUUUCCAAAAGCAAUAUCCUAAAUUUUGGGACAUUGUAAAGAGGGCAUGUACCAAAUUGAUGAAAAUUUUAGUUGCCUUUCAGGGCAGACAUCCUUAUUCAUUUGGUGAUAAAUUUGUGCUUUCAUCCGUCAUGGACAUCUGUUUGAAUAAGAUAACAGAUCCUGAGCCAUAUCUAUUGUCGUUUGAGCAAUUUCUCAUUCAGUGUAUGGUGAUGAUUAAAAAUAUUCUGGAAUGUAAAGAGUACAAGCCAAGUGUUACUGGUAGGGUGAUGGAUGAAAAUGGAGUUACACUGGAGCUGAUGAAGAAAAACAUUUCCAGUGCAGUUGGUGGUGUUUUAACUUCCCUACUUCCCACUGAACGAAUAGUCCACUUGUGUAAUGUAUUGAUAUCAAGGUAUUUUGUUCUGACAGCAAAUGAUUUGGAAGAGUGGUAUCGGAAUCCCGAGUCUUUUCACCAUGAACAGGAUAUGGUUCAGUGGACAGAAAAAUUGAGGCCAUGUGCUGAGGCUUUGUACAUUGUAUUGUUUGAAACUAAUAGCCAAGUAGGUGCCAUUUAUACAUCACAGUUGCUUGGUCCUGUUGUGGUUUCGCUUCUUCAAGAGAGUAUGAAUAAUUGUCCAACUUCAGUUACAGAGAUUACUCCUGCAUUGCUUCUUAAAGAUGCUGUUUAUGGUGCUACUGCUUAUGUUUAUUAUGAACUCUCAAACUAUCUGAGCUUUAAAGACUGGUUUAAUGGUGCUUUAUCACUCGAACUCUCAAAUGAGCAUCCAAAUUUACGUAUCAUUCAUCGUAAAGUUGCUGUAAUUUUGGGGCAGUGGGUUUCUGAGAUCAAAGAUGAUACAAAAAGGCCUGUAUACUGUUCUUUAAUCAGAUUGUUACAGGGCAAAGAUUUAGCUGUCCGGCUGGCAGCAUGUCGAUCCCUAUGCUUACAUAUUGAAGAUGCAAACUUUUCAGAGAGGGAGUUUGUUGAUCUUCUUCCUGUCUGUUGGGACUCGUGUUUUAAGUUGUUUGAGGAAGUCCAGGAAUUUGACUCAAAGGUUCAGGUUUUGAAUUUGAUCUCUAUCCUUAUUGGACAUGUUAGUGAAGUUAUUCCAUUUGCAAACAAGUUGGUGCAGUUUUUUCAGAAGGUCUGGGAGGAAUCUUCUGGUGAAAGUCUGCUGCAGAUCCAGCUUCUUGUUGCUUUGAAAAACUUUGUGGUUGCACUUGGUUACCAGUCACCCAUUUGCUACAAUAUACUACUGCCAAUUCUGGAGAAUGGGAUUGAUAUUAAUAGUCCUGACGAACUCAAUCUCUUAGAAGAUAGCAUGCUGUUAUGGGAAGCCACACUUUCUCAUGCUCCAUCAAUGGUGCCUCAAUUGUUACAAUAUUUUUCACGCCUUGUGGAUAUUAUGGAAAGAAAUUUUGAUCAUUUACAGGUUGCAGUGAAUAUAAUUGAAGAUUACAUAAUUUUGGGUGGAAAUGACUUUCUGAGUAUGCAUGCAACAAAUAUUGCUAAAAUUCUUGAUUUAGUUAUUGGAAAUGUCAAUAACAAAGGCCUUCUUUCAGUUCUUCCUGUGGUUGAUAUCUUAGUACAGUGUUUCCCCAUGGAAGUGCCGCCACUUAUUAGCAGUACUUUACAAAAGUUAAUUGUAAUAUGUUUGAGUGGAGGAGAUGAUCAUGAUCCUUCUAAAACAUCUGUUAAAGCAUCUUCUGCUGCCAUCCUGGCUAGGCUUUUGGUUAUGAAUACAAAUUCACUUGCCCAAUUAGCAUCAGAUCCAUCGACUUCUCUACUGCUUCAGACAGCUUCUAUCCCUGUUCAAGAAAAUAUACUUCUUUGUCUGGUUGACAUUUGGGUUGAUAAGGUAGAUAAUGUUUCUUCCAUCCAGAAGAAGACAAUUGGCUUAGCCCUCUCAAUAAUUCUGACAUUAAGACUGCCCCAAGUACUUGACAAACUUGAUCAAAUAUUAAGUGUUUGCACUAGUGUAAUUUUGGGAAGAAAUGAUGACUUAACUGAAGAAGAGUCCAGUGGUGACAUGGGCUCCAGUGCAUCUCCUGAUGAGGGCACUAUUCCUAGUAAAGAAUUCAGAAAAAGACAGAUCAAAUUUUCAGACAGUAUCAAUCAACUGUCCCUUGAGGAAUGUGUGAAAGAAAAUCUACAAACUUGUGCUGCUAUUCAUGGAGAAUCAUUCAAUGCUGCCAUGAGCAGUAUGCAUCCGUCUGCAUUUGCACAGUUGAAGCAGGCAUUAAAGAUGCCAUAACUGGGUGACAUUUAAUUCUUGUGAUCUGGUGGUGCUAUGUGCAGGCUCUCAGUUUUUGUGUUCAUAGAUUGAUACUUCUUAUAGGGCCGUAUAAAUUUUGACUUCCAAGAACAAUAGCAAUGAACCUAUUGGAUAAUAAAUCAUUAGACUGAGAAGCAUUUAGAUGUGUACUCAUGGUGAUGGCGAUGAUUAAGUGUCCAAAAGGAUUGCUUAUCUUCUGGAUGAUAUUGAAGCUUAUUACUUGGACUGGUGGUUUUUGACACUUGUUUAAAAUUGUUUCCAGGUCAUGGUUUUCCCCCAUUAUAAUCAUUUUCAUUUGUCUAUGCCUGUUGGCAGCGUGAAACUCUGUAAAUAGGAUGCUGUUCCUUUAUUAUAUAUUAUAGAAAGGGGCAGCAUCGAGUCCAUAGUGUUCAUUUACUUUACCGAGAAUGACAGGAAAUGUGAAAUGUUUGUAGAUGCUAUUUUGGACAGAUUUGGAUGUGUAGUGCAAAUUUUACCAAAAGUUCUUUGAAUUGCAGGUUUUACCCUGGCGAAUGUUGUACACUCAUACUUUUCUUACAUCCCUCAAACAACACUGUUGCUUUAAAUCAAGAGUAGUUAGUAACGUACUCUCUUA